AGGAAGCUGGCUUUGUUUCAAGUGCCAAUGCUGAAUUCAGUCCUAACAAUUUUAGAAAUGGCCUAGCCAAGAUGUUUUUCUCUCGAUUUGAUCUUUGGAUCAGAUUCCCAGAAGCUGGCACUCUGAUCUGCCUGCCAGCAGGGUGGCAGAGGCCCACAGUUCUCCACUGGGGAUGAAAUACUCCGUGUGACUGUUCUGGCAGGUGACGUGUCCUUCCUCAUCCCCAGCCCUUCUAUAAAGAGGACCCCUGAGCUGGCAGCAGAGCCCAUCCAGGCAGCACGGCCACUAAGCGGACAGAGACUGGGGCCGCCUGCACCGGGGCUGGUGGAAGAAGCUGGGUGGUCUCGCCCCUCCUGGAUUAAUCCUGCUGCCUCGCAGAACAGGAAGCGCCGGGAAGAUGCGGGCCUGCGUGGUGCCGGGGCUGGCACUCUGCCUGCUGCUGGGGCCUCUUGCAGGGACCAAGCCUGUGCAGGAGGAAGGAGACCCCUACGCGGAGCUGCCGGCCAUGCCCUACUGGCCUUUCUCCACCUCUGACUUCUGGAACUACGUGCAGCACUUCCAGGCCCUGGGGGCCUACCCCCAGAUCGAGGACAUGGCCCGCACCUUCUUCGCGCACUUCCCCCUGGGGAGCACCCUGGGCUUCCACGUUCCCUAUCAGGAGGACUGAAUGGUGUCCAGCCUGGUCCCCGCCCACCCCGCCAGGCUGCGUAGGUCGGGCCUCCGCAGGAGUGGAGUCGCAGCAAAGGUCUGGCUCCAGCGGGGGGAGGGUCAGUCCUGUUCUCAAUAAACUCCGGACUGAAGAGGCACA
This is a messenger RNA of Callithrix jacchus (white-tufted-ear marmoset), 808 nucleotides long. RefSeq names its product otospiralin (gene OTOS). Gene Ontology annotation, biological process: sensory perception of sound. NCBI's taxonomy places the organism in Eukaryota, Metazoa, Chordata, Mammalia, Primates, Cebidae. The record is from RefSeq and is a predicted model, not a curated record.